This is a messenger RNA of Plasmopara halstedii, 870 nucleotides long. Its product is annotated as RxLR-like protein. NCBI's taxonomy places the organism in Eukaryota, Oomycota, Peronosporomycetes, Peronosporales, Peronosporaceae. The coding region runs from base 1 to 870 and encodes 289 amino acids. The transcript has a single exon. The record is from RefSeq and is a predicted model, not a curated record.
AUGAAGUUCGCAAUUACCCUCGCUGGUCUCGUAGUCAGCCUUGCUGACGCUAAGCUAAGUACUGGUAUCUGCUACGCUCCAUGGCACCACACCAUUAUCAAUUGGACUGUGCUGCAGGAAGACAUGAGGCAAGUAGCACAGUACUUUUCAAGUAUUCGCACGUUUGAAACAGUUUUAGCUGGUGUGAACGCGAUUGACAUGGCUGCAGCUGCUGGUCUUCGUAUCGCUGUGGGUGUGCAACUAAAGUUUCCUGACCGUAUUGAUGCUGAGAUCCAAGCUGUCUGCGAUGGGUAUGCUCGAAAUUCUUGGGCUGUCGAAGCCGUUUACGUUGGCAACGAGGAUUUGCGAAAUGGCAAUCAUGGCAGAUACUCAUCUGAAGAGCUUGCUGGCUACAUCCAUCGAGUGCGUGCAUGUGUGGGAAAUACGCAAGUUGGUUCAGUGCAGCGAUCCAAUGAGUGGCUAGAUGAGAAUGCGUGGAAACUCGCAGAUCACUGCGACUGCAUCGGUAUUAAUAUCUACCCAUUUUUCACGCCUGGCUCGCAACCUUCGAUUCAGAAGCUACAGACACAAUGGGAUCAAGCAAUAGCAAAGUUUGGCCAAGAAAAGGUUCACCUCACAGAGACCGGGUGGCCGAGGGCUGGCGAAAAUUAUAUAGACAAUAAACCGUCGAUCGAUGGUAUGCAGGUGUACUUGAAUGACUACGUUAAAUGGACUGUUGGUAAACCUCAAUCAUACUGGUUUAUGAUGUAUGAUACGACGGUGAGCUACACUGGCGCAGAAUACGAAAAGCAUUUUGGUCUUUUCAGCACAGACAUGAUCCCACAAGUGAACAUCCCUUCGAGUCCAUGGCAACGCCUUCGUCGGGGAUAA